Messenger RNA from Capra hircus (goat), 3440 nucleotides. It is a transcript of the gene CRKL, whose product is annotated as CRK like proto-oncogene, adaptor protein. Gene Ontology annotation, biological process: positive regulation of ERK1 and ERK2 cascade. The transcript is spliced from 3 exons. Gene Ontology annotation, molecular function: protein binding. The record is from RefSeq and is a predicted model, not a curated record. Bases 341 to 1249 code for a protein of 302 amino acids. NCBI's taxonomy places the organism in Eukaryota, Metazoa, Chordata, Mammalia, Artiodactyla, Bovidae.
CCGGCGGCGCGGCGCUCCCGGGCGGUCUGGGGCUCGGCGCGGAGCGGCGGGGACGCGGGGCCGGCCGCGCGCCGGGCCAGGACUGAGCGGAGGCUCCGCGAGCCGCCCUCGCCGCGCUCGGCCGGGCCCGCGCCCGGAGCCGGCGGGGCCCCGCGCGGCGGCCCCGGAGCAGGCCGGCGGCCCGGAGGAUGCUGCGGGCCCGCGGCCGCGAGGAAGGCGCGGGCGCGGGCCUGUAGGCGCGCGGUGAGCCGGAGGCCCGGCCGGCCCGCAGCCGCCGCGGGCGCGGCGUCCCCCAGCGCAGGCGCGAGCGGCCCGCCCGGCCCCCCGCGCGCGGCCCGCCAUGUCCUCCGCCAGGUUCGACUCCUCGGACCGCUCGGCCUGGUACAUGGGGCCCGUGUCUCGCCAGGAGGCGCAGACGCGGCUCCAGGGCCAGCGCCACGGCGUGUUCCUCGUCCGCGACUCGUCCACCUGCCCGGGGGACUACGUGCUGUCCGUGUCCGAGAACUCGCGGGUGUCCCACUACAUCAUCAACUCGCUGCCCAACCGCCGCUUCAAGAUCGGGGACCAGGAGUUCGAGCACCUGCCGGCGCUGCUGGAGUUCUACAAGAUCCACUACCUGGACACCACCACGCUCAUCGAGCCGGCGCCCAGGUACCCCAGCCCGCCGGUGGGCUCCGUGUCCGCACCCAGCCUGCCCACCGCGGAGGAGAGCCCGGAGUACGUGCGGACUCUGUACGACUUCCCUGGGAACGACGCCGAGGACCUGCCCUUCAAGAAGGGCGAGAUCCUGGUGAUCGUCGAGAAGCCGGAGGAGCAGUGGUGGAGCGCCCGGAACAAGGACGGCCGGGUGGGCAUGAUCCCCGUGCCCUACGUGGAGAAGCUCGUGCGGGCCUCGGCCCAGGGCAAGCCCGGGAACAGGAAUUCCAACAGCUACGGGGUCCCCGAGCCCGCCCACGCCUACGCACAGCCGCAGACCACAGCGCCCCCGCAGGCCGCCGGCGCCCCCGGGGCCGCGGUCAGCCCCCUGCCGUCCACACAGAACGGACCUGUCUUUGCAAAAGCAAUUCAGAAACGCGUGCCCUGUGCUUACGACAAGACCGCCCUGGCCUUAGAGGUGGGUGACAUCGUGAAGGUCACGAGGAUGAACAUCAAUGGCCAGUGGGAGGGCGAGGUGAACGGGCGCAAAGGGCUCUUCCCCUUCACGCACGUCAAGAUCAUCGACCCCCAGAACCCGGACGAGAGCGAGUGACCGCCGCCGCCCCGCACCUGCUGCUCGUCCUGCCCCUCUGUCUCCUCCCGCUGGGGCAGCCCCCCUGGGCAGGCCCUGCGCUGCCCGCCUCGGCUUUGCAGCGGCGGCCCCGCCCGGGCGUGCUCAGGGCUGCCCGCAGUGUAUCAUAGUUGUGUUGGUGCAGAGUAGCUGAUCGUAGAGUCGUUGGGUCAUAAACUGGAAACACCGGUGGAGGCACACGGGGGCGAGAAGGUGCCCCCGGCCUGGACGCGCGGCGGCGGGGCUGUGCCCAGGGGCGAGCGGAGCGCGGACUCUUCGGGAGAGGGACACUGCCCUACACUCUCCACAUCUGGCUUUUGGUUUUUCUUUCUUUUCCGCCUCUGUUUGGUUUGGUUUUGGAAGGCUUUGUUAAUUAGACCUGUUUGUUCUGAAGAGGUGUUUAAGUAGCAGGUUGGGUUCUGUGAUAUCAGGGAUGAGCCGCUGGCCCCGCGUUUCCCCGCUGUGCGCACAACCUUCCGGACGACAUCAUCAAAGGCAUCAGAGCCGGGGGCUCACCCUGUCUGCCGGCAGAGGAGUGGCCUUUCCGUGAAGGCACCCCUGGAAACUAUGGCCCGGGUUUUCUCAGCAGUUGGAUUCACUCCGGAGCCUGUCGCCCACUCACCGAGCCCGGCUCUGCCUGGCCUCACGCUCGCCCGGCUGCCUGAGGGCGCGGGUGCUGAUGCUGGCUGCCCCCAGCAUGACCGUGUCGGGCCAUGGGCCCAGGAGGUGAGCCAGCGCCCACCCUGUGGUCGGUGUCCCCGUCGGAUACUCGAGGUCUGUUCACAUGAUCCAUUCACACAAUCCCACAGCGCACGGCCGGCCGGGUAGACCCCCGCCCAGGCCCUGUGGCCCGCGGGCCCCGGUGAAGACAGGCCUCUGCUAGAACCAGCCCCGCCUGGGGUCGCAGCCUGAACAGUCCUGUCCCCCGAGUCUGCUGGGGCCGGGGCGCGACCCCGGGGUCGGGUCACGAGGGUGGGGGCAGUCUCUCCGGGGUCAGAACCAGCCGGGCCCUGCUCUCGGGCUCGCGCUCAGCUCUGCGGUCGGGGCUGGCCAGCGCCUCCAGUCUCCCUGUGUCUGUGGCUUCCUGAGAGGCUGUGCUGGGCGCAUCUUCAUCCUGGGUGCCGUGACUGCUCCGCCCCAGGCUGCCCAUCGCCGCCGCCUCACCCGUGGCCGGUGGGGUGGCCGUGCCAGGACCCCUGCCCUCUUCCUGGGGCUGACAGGCGCUGCGUCCUCACCCGGUGCCCGUCUCCGCGGCUGCCCUGGGAUUUGGAGCCCGAGCGGACUGAGCUGCACGCUCUGGACGUGGGCCAAGGCAGGGCCUCUGUGACUCCGACCCUGUUAGCGGCUUUUAAUCGGGGAAACACUAAGCACACGGGGGACGGCCGCCCGCCACGCCCUGGGCCGCGCCUUGGGGCCCUGAGAAGACUGCACAGGAGGAGACCAGAGUCCUCAGAGGCGCCGCCCCCGGAGCCUGCCCUGCGUGUGUCCCUCCGGACUGUGGGUGUCUCAGCAGCUCACCUGGACGUGGCCCUGGGCUCACCCUGGGGCGGGCUCUCCCAUGACCCCUGACUGCACCUGGAGACACAGCCCAGGAGGGGCCCCCGCGGCCAGGCCGUGUGCUCAGAGGGCGUGAACAUCUCACUUGGAAAAGGGAUGCUGCCGAGCCAGGGGGUUAUAAUUUAAUCCUUUAAUGUCGUGUUCAUUAAUCUCUUAAAACGAGUCCUGAGUGCUCUCACAUGGAGCUCGAGACACCCCAGGUUCCCCCACGGCCUCCGGGGCUGGGUGCGCCCGCGGCGGAGGGUCCCCGAGCCAGGCCAGGGCUCUGCAGGAGGAGCAGCGGCCUUGCCUCUCGACGGCUGUCACUGUGUGUUUUACAGUAACAGCCACACAACACAGACUCUUUGACCUGUAACUUAAAGAUCGUAAACUUCAGGCAAUAAUACUUUCUGUGUAAGCUUUUAAAAUUAUUUUUGGGGAUCAUAGCUUGUUUUAUUUUGUGCUAUAAAAUUAACAGUAUUAAAUGACUUAUAUUCUUAGAAUACAUGGAGUGUCUUUUCUUAACAGGUCAGCGCCUUUUUAUUUCUGUAUCCGUUUGCGUUGCUGGCCAGCCUCAGACCCUUGUUCCCAUGGCCUGUCUGUACCUUGUCUCAAUAAACGUGCACCGCCCCCGGUG